CCGCCACUCUUUUCAACAUGGCGGCGUCCAUGUGUCGUGUCUGAAAAACAACAUCCGCGACUGACUGAACGCCUGCUGUUGUACGAUGACAGACUUUCAAGAAGAACAGAAGAAUGAGAUAGAAGCGUUAGAAUCAAUCUAUCCCAGUGAACUCGAGACCGUAGAAACAGACCCGUACCAUGCCUUCACAAUUGAUGUCAAAGCUGACGCGUGUGAUCAGCCUGAAGACGAACAAACGUCGGUGAAACUCAAGUUCACCUAUGUACCUCGUUACCCGGAGGAAGGACCAUUGAUUGAGGCAGUUGAAUACGAGAACAUUGAAGAGGAAGAUGUUGAAGCGUUGAUGACGGCCCUAAAUGAGCAGGUUCAAGAAAACCUUGGCAUGGCCAUGAUUUUCACUCUGGUCUCGGCAGCAACUGAGUGGUUGAAUCAGCACACAGAGCGUGUCAAAUUCAACAAGACCGAAACAUUGAGGCUACAGAAAGAAAAAGAAGAGGAGGCGGAAAGGGUCAAAUUUGAAGGCACCAGAGUUACUGUGGAGAGUUUCCUGGCAUGGAAGAGCAAGUUCGAUGCAGAGAUGGCAGAGAUUAGGAACAGGGACAAGACGCUGAAUGCAUCUGGGAAACUCACGGGACGAGAACUCUUUGAGAAGGACACGAACCUCAUCGACUCUGAUCUCCAGUUCAUGCAAGAAGGGGAGGAAGAUGUCAAAGUGGAUGAAUCACUAUUUCAAGAACUGGAGGACUUGGACCUGCAAGAACUUGACGAGCCUGAUGAUGUAAAAGCGUGACAAUAGGAGUGUGGCUAUUAAGAAAAUAUUCGUUUUUGUUUUUUGUGCAAGAAUAAACUUUUUCUAGCAUGCA
Molecule: messenger RNA, 863 nt
Organism: Dermacentor silvarum
Lineage: Eukaryota; Metazoa; Arthropoda; Arachnida; Ixodida; Ixodidae
Product: RWD domain-containing protein 1
Exons: 6
Coding region: 86-790 (234 amino acids)
Biological process (GO): cytoplasmic translation
Molecular function (GO): protein binding
Source: RefSeq, a predicted model, not a curated record